This is a messenger RNA of Pipistrellus kuhlii (Kuhl's pipistrelle), 7034 nucleotides long. RefSeq names its product tubulin gamma complex associated protein 6 (gene TUBGCP6). The coding region runs from base 274 to 5466 and encodes 1730 amino acids. Gene Ontology annotation, molecular function: microtubule minus-end binding; gamma-tubulin binding. The record is from RefSeq and is a predicted model, not a curated record. Gene Ontology annotation, biological process: cytoplasmic microtubule organization; spindle assembly; microtubule nucleation. Gene Ontology annotation, cellular component: centrosome; equatorial microtubule organizing center; spindle pole. NCBI's taxonomy places the organism in Eukaryota, Metazoa, Chordata, Mammalia, Chiroptera, Vespertilionidae. The transcript has 25 exons.
CGCGGCGGUGACGCGCGGCGGCGGGAGUUGCAGAGGCGCGCGCGUUUCUGCUCCGGCCUGGUGCGUGACGGCCGUGCGGGGCUGACCCCGAGGACCCUCCCGUGUCCUCCGUGUGCCGCCCGCCCGCGUCCCCGUCGGCUUGUCACGGUUCAGAGGGGGCUGCGGGCUGCGGGCUGCCGGGCCGCGCUGGUGCCCGGCAGGGAGGACAGGGCCGCCGCGGACCCCGCCGGCCCCGCCCCGCGGCUGUCAGGCCCGGGAGCCGGCGGGGUGGGCAUGGCCAGCAUCACCCAGCUGUUCGACGACCUGUGCGAGGCCCUCCUGCCGGCGGCCAGGGCUCACCUGGGCCAGCGCGGCCCGAGCCGCCGGCGGGCGAAGCAGAGCCUCAAGCGGGUGGCCUACAACGCCCUCUUCACGCACCUCUUCCAGGAGGAGCCUCCGGGGCGGCCGCCCGACCCCUCGAGGCUCCCGGUGAAGAACAAGAUCCUCAUGCUGUCAUUUGACCUGCGCGUGGGCGGCCUGGGGCCCGAGGCCGACCGCCUGGAGGCGCUGGUGGAGCAGCUCGAGGCGGCCCCUGGCUGCCCGCUGGCGGAGCUGGACUCAGCCCUGGACCUGCUGGUCCGGCUGGCGGGCACCGGGCCCCCGCAGCCACUGCCCCGCCGGCGGGACUACUUCCUGAACAACAAGCACGUGGGGAGGAACGUGCCCUACGGCGGCUACGACUGCUACGACCUGAGCGUGUUUGAGAUGGACGUGCAGUCGCUGAUCUCCAGAGAGGAGUACUUGUGCCAGGACAUGAUCCAGAAAGCGCUUCAGGUGAUGGAGGCGACGCCGGGCACCGGCCUGCCCACGGCCCGGCUCUUCUCCUACGGAGACCCUUGUGGUGACAGGUUCGAGAGAGACACCCGCGUCUCGCUGUUCGGAGCCCUCGUGCACAGCCGCACCUACGACAUGGAUGUCCGGCUGGACUUGCCCCCCGUGCCGGACAGCGCAGGCCUCUCUGGGCUGGCCAUCAAGGUGCCUCAGAGCGUGGAUCCGUCCGAAGACGAAGGGUUCCAGUCGGCAUCCAAUUUGACUCCCGACUCCCAGUCUGAGCACGGCACGACCCCGGAGAUCGACCCAUGGGACGCGGUGCUCACCUACGAGGCCAGCAGGCGGCGGUGCUGGGAACAGGUCGGCUGCCCGCCUGGCCACAGAGAAGAGCCCUACCUCACGGAGGCGGGAAGGGACGCCUUCGACAGCUUCUGCAGGCUGUGCUGCGGGGAGCUGCAGGCGCUGGGCGGGGGCCCGCCGGCCGCGCCGCCCCUGCUGGUGCCAGAGUGCGAGCUGGUGAAGGACGUGCUGAAUGUCUUGAUUGGGGUCAUGUCGGCCACGUUUCCCCUCUGCCAGCCGGCUCAGGCCUUCGGGGUGAAGCAGGGCACCCACGUGUCGGGAACGUCGCCGGAGAGCAUCAGCAGCCUCCUCUCGGAGGUGGCCGUGUGCGGGACCCACUACGCCCGCCUGAGCCACUUCUCCCUGCAGCCCGUGCUGGACGCCUCCUGCAGCAAGGGCCUCGUGUUCCAGGCCUUCACCAGCGGCCUGAGGCGGUACCUGCAGUAUUACCGGGCGUGUGUGCUCUCCACCCCGCCCACUCUGAGCCUCCUCACCAUUGGCUUUCUCUUCAAGAAGCUGGGCCGGCAGCUCAGGUACCUGGCUGAGCUCUGUGGUGUGGGCACCUGCGGAGGAGAGGCCCGGGCUCCCUUCCCCACGGGCGUGAAGCUGCUCUCCUACCUCUACCAGGAGGCCCUGGACAACUGCAGCAACGAGCACUACCCGGUGCUGCUGUCGCUGCUCAAGACUAGCUGCGAGCCCUACACCCGGUUCAUCUACGACUGGGUGUACAGUGGGGUCUUCAGAGACGUGUACGGCGAGUUCAUGAUCCAGGUGAACCACGACUACCUGGGCUUCAGAGACAAGUCCUACUGGACCCACGGCCACGUGCUCCUCUCCAAGGAGGCCGAGGACUGUGUGCCCGCCUUCCUGAAGCACAUCGCCCAUGACGUGUACGUCUGCGGGAAGACCAUCAACCUGCUGAAGCUCUGCUGCCCCCGGCAUUAUCUCUGCUGGUCUGACGUCCCCGUGCCCCGGAUCUCGGUGAUUUUCAGCCUUGAGGAGCUGAAGGAGAUUGAGAAGGACUGUGCCAUCUACGUGGGGCGGAUGGAGAGGGUGGCGCGCCACAGCUCCAUCAGCAAGGAGGAGAAGGAAUUGCGAAUGGAGAUUGCGAAGCAGGAGUUAAUCGUCCAGGCCCGAGAAGCGGCGUCCAGGGUCCUGAGUGCGCUGAGCGACCGGCAGAUGUCGGAACGGAUGGCCUUGGACGCCCGGAAGCGAGAGCAGUUUCAGAGGCUGAAGGAGCAGUUUGUGAAGGACCAGGAGCGACGCCGGGCAGCCCGGCAGGAGGAGCUGGAUGAUGACUUCAGCUACGCCCGAGAGUUCCGGGCCCGGGAGCGGAGGCUGCAGGCCCUGGAGGAGCAGCUGGAGAGGAAGGCGAGGCAGGCGCUGGUUGACCAUUAUAGCAAGUUGUCUGCAGAGGCAGCCCGUCGGGAGCAGAAGGCGCUGUGGAAGAUCCAGAGGCACAGGCUUGCGAGCACACGAGCUCGCUUUCUCUUAGAAGAUGAGGAGCACAUUCAGGCCAUGCUGAGAGACGCGUCCGAAGGGAGGCCCCCAGAGCCGCCGGCAGUGCGCCCCAGUGCAUGCUCCCAGGCCUCGUCUCUGGGCCCUGGGCACCCUGAUGGAGGUGGCAGCUGUGAUUCUGGGUCUGCAGAGCAGCACGUGGCUGCCUGGGAUGGCCCAGGCCAGCCAAGGGAGCUGACGCCGCAGCCCCCCACACCCCCAGCACUGGGGGCCUGCAGCGGCUCAGAGCUGGGAGCAGGCCUGCAGCCAGGGCAGGCCCAGGGGCCGGGGCUGUUCUCUGCAGGCCUCAGUAUCCAAGAUUUCCUGCCCGCGGGCCCGGCUGCUGAGCAGCCUGAGGACACUGGGGUGGCCCCUGUCUUGGAGGAGGCCCUGCAGACCAUCGGCUCAGAUUUGCGUGCCUCUGAGUCAUCAGCCACAGCGGGCACAGGCUGCUCUGGGCCACAGGAGUACGAUUUCAGAACUGUCCUGAGGCCAGCUCUGGUCACCUCGGCCCCAGGGUCCCUCCAGACUAUGGGAGGCAGCUUAGGCUGCGAGGGGCCGCAGCUGUGGGGAGACACUCACGUGUGUACGCUGGACACCAGUGUCCCGGAUGGGCAGGUGGCUCUGCCUCACCCAUGCCCACCCAGGAAUAGCCUCCCCCAGGAGGGGAGUAGCCAGGCCAUGGGACAGCCUCUUGGGCAUGUGUCUGAGGGUAGUAGUCUCACAGGGAGUUAUACUCAUGGAACGGCCCCCUCCCGGCCACACUGGAACGUCCACGGACACGUGUCUGAUGCCAGCAUCAAGGUGGGGGAGAACGUGUGGGACGUGGCAUCCUCCAGGCCACGCUGGAACGCCCACGGACACGUGUCUGAUGCCAGCAUCAAGGUGGGAGAGAACGUGUGGGACGUGGCACCCUCCCGGCCACGGUGGAACGUCCAUGGACACGUGUCUGAUGCCAGCAUCAAGGUGGGGGAGAACGUGUGGGACGUGGCACCCUCCCGGCCACGGUGGAAUGUCCACGGACACGUGUCUGAUGCCAGCAUCAAGGUGGGGGAGAACGUGUGGGACGUGGCACCCUCCCGGCCACGCUGGAACGUCCACGGACACGUGUCUGAUGCCAGCAUCAAGGUCGGGGAGAACAUGUGGGACGUGGCACCCUCCCGGCCACGCUGGAACGUCCACGGACACGUAUCUCAGUCCCACGUGCUGCUGGGAGCACCCCCGGGGGAAACCCAGCAUGAUACACCCAGGCCCCUUCAGAGCUCCCCCGACCACAUGUCCCAGCCAGGCCUCAGCCUGGGCACCCAGAGCCCUACCUGGGAACACGGUUCACAGCUGUUGGCAGAACCGGCCGUGGCCAGCUCCUGCACGCCGGUGGGUGGCUCUGGGGAAGAAGGUGGCCUCCAGGCCCUGCCGGGUGCUGAGGCGGGACCCAGUGCUGUGGGAGGCAGCACCUGUGAGCCAGGCCCAGGGAGGAGCGGGGACACUGAGGACAGCUCUUCCAGUCAGCCUGCAGGCUCCCAGGAAUGCGCAGCCACCCCAAGCAGCCCGGGCCUGGAAGAGGAGAUGGAAGACAGGCGCCAGGACAGGGAGCAGGCCUACCUGGCAGGCCUGGUGGAGCAGUACCACCUGGAGCAGUACCCGGACAGCUACGAGGCCAUGUCAGAGCCUCCGGUGGCACGCCUCCUACAUCACGGGCUUCCCCGGGCCUUCUCCCUCCCUGAGGACAACCGGGGCCCGUCGGACACGGAGGAGACCACGGAGGAGACCGCCGUGCAGCUGAGCGAGCUGCUGCCGCUGCCUGUGCUCAUGAAGCACUCGGUCACUGCGCCGCUGGCCGCCCACGUGUCCCUGGUGAACAAGGCUGCCGUGGACUACUUCUUCGUGGAGCUGCAGCUGGAGGCGCACUUCGAGGCGCUGCGGCACUUCCUGCUGAUGGAGGACGGCGAGUUCGCGCAGUCCCUGAGCGACUUGCUCUUUGAGAAGCUGGGCGCAGGGCAGACGCCCGGGGAGCUCCUCAACCCGCUGGUGCUCAACGCGGUGCUGCGCAAGGCGCUGCAGUACAGCUUGCACGGCGACUCCCCGCUCGCCGCCAACCUCUCCUUCGCCCUCAAGUUCCUGCCGGAGGCCUUCGUCCCCAACGCUCCGGACGUGCUGAGCUGCCUGGAGCUCAGGUACAAGGUUGACUGGCCCCUCAACAUCGUCAUCACCGAGAGCUGCCUGAGCAGGUACAGCGGCAUCUUCUCCUUCCUGCUGCAGCUGAAGCUCAUGAUGUGGACGCUCAAGGACGUCUGUUUUCACCUGAAGCGCACAGCUCUCGUGAGCCCCGCAGCUGGCUCCGUGCAGUUCCGGCAGCUGCAGCUCUUCAAACACGAGAUGCAGCACUUUGUGAAGGUCAUCCAGGGCUACAUCGCCAACCAGAUCCUGCAUGUCACCUGGUGUGAGUUCCGGGCCCGGCUGGCCACAGUGGGGGACCUCGAGGAGAUCCAGCGCGCCCACGCCGAGUACCUGCACAAGGCCGUCUUCCGGGGCCUGCUGACAGAGAAGGCGGCUCCCGUCAUGAACAUCAUCCACAGCGUCUUCAGCUUGGUCCUUAAGUUCCGCAGCCAGCUCAUCUCCCAGCCCUGGGGCCCAGCCGGCGGCCCCCACGGCGCCGAGCACCCCAACUUUGCUCUCAUGCAGCAGUCCUACAACACCUUCAAGUACUACUCCCACUUCCUUUUCAAAGUGGUGACCAAGCUGGUGAACAGAGGAUACCAGCCCCACCUGGAGGACUUCCUGCUGCGCAUCAACUUCAACAACUACUACCAGGACGCCUAGCUGCUCGCCUGGGUGCAGGCCAGUUAAGGUGCCUCUGGGGCAGGUCCCAGGGGUGGGCUGGGUAGAAUGACCACACACAGAUGGGCCUUGGAGCUGCUGUUUAUUUAGGGGCUGUUCCGAGAAGCAGGGGCCUGCAGCGCUCCCAGGCUGCCAUGGGGGCUGUGGCUGCUGGGUCCUCCUGGGUCUGGCCCCUCUGCUGCCCUGUCCUUGCGCGAAGCAGCUUUUCAUGGGGAGCAUGCUGCUGUGCUGGGCUGCUGAGUCGGUGUCAGACAGAGACGGGUCAGGUCCUGACUGGACGUCCCUGCCGUCAUGGAGAGACGGGGUGGGCUGCUCGCUGCUGGGCACCGCCUCAUGGACUCGGGGUCAACUUGCCUCGGGGCCUCGGCCACCAAGGCGGUUACGAAGAUCACGUCACACACAGCUCCGCGGCCCAGAGCGGGGGCUUGCUGCUGUAGGAGCGGCGCCUCUCUGCUGGGCUGCCGGCCCCCUCGGGCUCGGCGGCCUCCGGGACCUCGGCGGCCUCCCCCUCCCUGUGGUACGGGGCCUCCAGCAGCUUCAGCACCCGUCGCACCUGGAGAGGAGCAAGGGGGGGUUAUGGGGACCCUCCCUCCCUGGCCCAGCCCCUCCUGCAGGACCCAGGGGAGGAGGGACGGGUGUGUCCUUGCCUCUGAGAAGUCUCCGUUCUCGGCAGCCUCGAUGGCGUUCUGCGCGAUGUAGUUCCGCAGCACGUACUUGGGGUUGUUGGCAUGCAUGACACGCGUGCGCUCAGCCUGCCAGGCGCCCUGGUCAGCGGCACCCGCCCUGUCCUCCUCCAGCCUGGCCCUGCAACCACAAGCCCACCUUGGCAGCAGCCUCGGCUCCCACCUCCCCCGUCGGGCUCCCCGAGAUGGUGCCCCGGCAGGCACACUGUGCCCGUCAUGCACGCUCGGCCGGCUCACCUGUACGCCUGGAGCCAGUCCGCCCAGUGGCCCCUGUUCCUGCUCAGCAGCUCGGCCGGGCUCAGCUGCUCCAGCCGCGACUGCUGCUCCACGCGCUCCAGCUCCUUUGUGACGUUGGCCCGGGUGCCGAUCAGCGCAAAGAGCUGCGGGUUUGACUGCGCCAGCAUCAGCAUCAUGGAGAGCUGCCUGGGUGGGGAGUGGCUGUGAGCGUGUCCAGGAGGCUGCAGCGCCCUCCCUGGCUGUGCACAUAGCCUGGGACUCUGAACAUCUGGCUGCCCCAGAGGGAUGGCCUCAGCGGCCCUGCUGCACCCCACUACAGCCUGACUGAAGGGGAGCCCAGCCCCAGUGGAUGAGGUAGUUGUGGGCACCUGCCAGCGGGCCACCCUGUUCAGCAGCCCCUCCAUGUGAUGGGACACAGUUGCACCCAAGGACGUGCCACAGACUGACUCAGGCGGCCCUAGGGUGGGCAAGGCACCGUCUCUGCCCCCACCCAGCACUGACUGCUGGGAGAAGCUCACUGAAGUCAGGGGCAGGUCCUGCCAGCAGUCCACCUGGGUCCCGAGGCCCUGCACGGCCGCAUUAAAUUCCUCUGGCCAGUCUACAGGCUUGUUUAUUGAAAUGUGCCACCAC